AUGCUAACAAAAGGAAUUAUUAGCGGGAAUAACCGGCUUAACCAAGGAGAGCAAUCUUCACCCAAAAAAUCUCAAAGGAGUGCUUCUCAUUGUAAUGAUACAAAAGAAGCUAGCGAGAUAAUUAAAGGUGUAGGGAAGGAAGACAAUACAAUUGUAGAUACGGAACAACUCUGCUACAUGUUAGCAGCAAUGGAUGCCCAAGCAAACCGAAUCUGUAAACAACUUGAAAAAAUAGAAGGAAGUGGGAAUAAGGAAGAAAGACGUCGUUCACUUAAGGGAGGAGAAAUUGCUUCAGUUUUGGAAGAAUUAGCUAGGCUUCUGAGUGAAAUGAAAGCAAUUAAGGAACAAUUGGCACAUUCUCAGAAUAUUUCCCUAACAAAAUCAAUGAUUGUUGGAAAUGUAUUAGGCGAUAACAAUACCAAUGAUUGUGGAAAAUCAAAACAGGAAUUUGAAGAUGGAUCUGGUAAACUUGUAGGGAAUUAUGUCUGUACUGUAUGUGAGGAGAAGGAGAGAAAAAUUCGCGAAUUUGAGCAAAGUUGCGAUUUUUACAAAAGAAAAAAUGGGGAAUUAACUGAGCAGGUUUUACAAAUGCGCGAUCAAUGGGCUAAAGAAUUACAAAAGGCUGAAGAAGAAGCUAACACUCAAAAAGUUUUAGCAGAAAAAGAAACAACUAGUUUGCGAAAUGCUCUAGAUAAACAAAUUACAGAAACACAAUCGACUAGGGAUUUGUUAGAAAAUACACGCGCAGAAAAUGUUACACUUCGAAAGGCAAUGGCAGAACGCGAAGCAGAAUUAUCUCAAGCAAAAGAAAAGGCUGGAGGGUUAGAAAAAGGAUUAGAUCAGAGUCGGAUUUGGGAGUCCCGUUGUAAAGAAGCUAAAGCAGAACGGAUAAGAUUACAAGCAGAACUAACCCAAUUAAGAAUGAGAACAGACGAAGCUUUGCAAGAAUUGGGUAAACAAAAAUUCGAAGAAAUUCGAGGAAAAAUUAUUUUUUUUAAAGAAAAAAUGCGUGCAACACACCAACAAAAAGAAAUUGUUUGGAUAAGAGAAAAAUUAAAAUUGGAAGAUUUAUUAAAACAAUCAAAACAACAACCGCAACAACUCUCUUCCCCAAAAACAUCCAUCGAAAAAAUAAUUCCAGUUGUUGUUCAAAUGUCUAAACCUAGCGUGAAUAUGUGUUGUUCGCCUAGCAAACAAUUGGAAAAACAAAAUGAUUUAGUUGAAAAUAAUGUGAAGCAAGAAUGUGUUAAAGUUGAUUACAAACAGAUAGCAGAUAAUGCACUACGCGCCGCCGAAUCAUUACAGCGUCAAUAUAGAGAAUAUCAAAGCCAUUACACUGCAGAAGUGGAAAGAUUAAACGCCAGAUUAAAUAAUUUAGAACGAGAACAACAACAAAAACGAUUAGAAAAAAGUGAAGAAAAGAAGUUAAGUCAGGCUUUUCCAACUUUUGGUUUACAAGUGAAUAGAAUACCCAUGGCUGAGAGCCCUUCAAUGAGUUCACUAACCGAAAACACAACUUGGGAUAGUCGUCUACUAGAUUGCUCUAUGGCACGCUCAGUUUCCCCUUUCAAAUUCCCUCGAGGAGCAUGUACUACCCCAACAUCUGUGAAGGCUUGCCGAAUGGAUAAUAUUUUGUUUAGAAGUCAAGGAGCAGAAAAAUUAAUUUCUGGAGAGUUUGGAAGUGAUGAAGACAGUACCUCUGCAAUGGCUGCGGCAAAUGCAGCUGCUAGUACUAAUAAAGCUCAUAGAGAGUAUAGAAGGACGAGCAGUUCAGGUAGUUAAAUGAACAAGAAAAUUUAACAAAAUGGGGGAAAUAAAGACGAACUCUCGCUAUAAGAAACACCCAAUACUGGAUACACACAUUUACUGGAUACCUUCUAUUUAAAAGACACCUCAUUAAAAGAUACCC
Messenger RNA from Meloidogyne enterolobii, 1909 nucleotides. The record is from the annotation of a GenBank genome assembly. Lineage: Eukaryota; Metazoa; Nematoda; Chromadorea; Rhabditida; Meloidogynidae.